AAACGAUUUUCGGUGAGAUGCAUGACUGCUCGAACAGCUUCAUGUCAAUGCACGUGAUGAGGAGGAGAUGCCUGCAGGCACGUGAGGCACCUGUGGUGCUUGUGGUUUUGUGUGCGGCGGUGUUGUGCGUCGGAGGUUGUAUCGGGGAGGUUGUACUGCUGGAGGACGAAGCAGGCACCUUGCACAUCAACACGAGUGACCCGGCAACGCAGCAUGUGGUGGUGAACGGCGUGAACGUGGACACGCUGUUUCGUGCGGUGGAGACGCUGAUGGCGACGGUCUCGGCGCAGCAGAACACCAUUGAUGCGCUCUGCCAAGUGAAGGUUCGAGCGAAGACGUUCGGGCAGCUUGAAGCACAGUCCACCAAGUGGACUGGCGGUGCGCUGGCUGACAACGGGUUGAUCUAUGCCGUGCCCUACAGCUCGCCCUCUGUGCUCAUCAUCGAUCCGAGCACGAACACUGCCGACACUACCACCAUCUCCAACCUUGGCAACGAUCUCGGCAAGUGGGCCGGUGCCGUCCGAGCUCACAACGGCCUCAUCUACAUGUUUCCAUCCUUAAGGACAACGAUGUUGAUUGUUGAUCCCGACACCAACGUGGCCGACACGACCAGCAUCCAGUCGCUCGGCACGACGAGCGGAAAGUGGUUCAGCGGCGUGGUGGCGGACAACGGGCUCGUCUUUGGCGUCCCUCUUUCGGCAACGUCUGUGCUGAUCAUCGACCCAGAGACCAACUCAGCUGACACCACCACUCUUGGUGGUCUGGAGCCCGGUUCCAACCAGUGGUACGGUGCUGUGCAGGCUGCCAACAACCUCAUCUACUGCACUCCCAUCGCAGCCACGUCUGUUCUCAUCAUCAACCCGGACUCCCUUGUCAUGGAUCUGACCACCAUCAGCGGGUUGGGCGCAGGGGGAGUCUACAAGUGGAUCGGAGCCGUGCUUGCAGGCAACGGGCUCGUCUAUGGCAUCCCAUAUGGGUCCUCAUCAGCCCUGAUCAUUGACCCAAGAACCAAUGCAACAGACACGACGACCAUCAGCGGGCUCGCUGGAUCACGCAAGUGGAUCGGUGGCGUGCGUGCACCCAAUGGCAAGAUCGUUGGCAUUCCGCACUAUUCCCCCUCCGUCCUCAUCUUUGAUCCAAACACCAACAGCACGGAUACGACGGCCAUCAACGACCUCACUGGUGGAAACGCAAAGUGGUAUGAUGGAGUUCUCGCACCUAACGGCCUCGUGUACUGCAUCCCAUCAAGCGCUGAGACAGUUCUUGUCAUUGAUCCAGGGUGCUGACACGAGAUGGGGAGG
This is a messenger RNA of Salpingoeca rosetta, 1301 nucleotides long. RefSeq lists its product as uncharacterized. Lineage: Eukaryota; Choanoflagellata; Craspedida; Salpingoecidae. The transcript has a single exon. Bases 18 to 1286 code for a protein of 422 amino acids. The record is from RefSeq and is a predicted model, not a curated record.